GCUCUGCGGUCCGUCUGGUUUUACUACAUCGCCUGCACACCGUGUCGAAAGAUCGGACACCGCCGCGAGACGAGGAAGGAGGCCGAGCGGGAACGGACCAUCAAGGCCCGACUCGAGAUGGAACAGCCCGGCCUGUACCGACACCCAAACCCCGAGAACACGAAUCAGUACUGGAUGGAGGACAUCAACAUGGGGCCCAGGCUACCGAAGCGCGGCGCCAGCCAGACCACGAGCCAGAGGAAGCUGAAGAGCUCAGGUACGGAGGCGACAGACAGGACGGCGGGCGCCUCUUCGCCCAGGGACCGCCAGACGAGCAUCGGCAGCAGCACCCAAUUCCACAGCGCCGAGACCGCCAGCAGCCCUACCAUGGUCGCCGAGGACUUUGAGAGACGCACCACCCUGUCCAUGUCCGUCACGGACUCGCAGGACCUGGACUGGAACCGCAAGAGGUACGAGAGGGAGGACGAGGAGCUGUGGGGCCACCAGAUGGCCAAUAAAGCUGGCCAGAGGCUCCGCGAGGUCAUCACGAAAGGGCGAGACACUGCCGGCAGGCUGUUCGAGACAGGCCGCCCGCAGCGUGAGCGGGGGAUCACCGAGGAGGAGCGCACCGGCUUCUACUCCGCGCCGCGAAACCCGCCCGUGAACGACUACCACCCACCUGUGGUCAGCAGCCGGCCCGCCAGCAAGCACGAGUACCGCUGGAUGCUACAGCCCCCGCCACCGGCCAAGGUCAUGGAGGGGAAGGUACCUGUGAGCAGGAGCGGGUCCCUCACCAGCGUUGCCAGCCGUCGGACAGCCGCCGCGUCCCUCGCCAGCAAGGAGGAGCUCGGACUCGGGCGCCUCGUCGGGGAGAAGAUCGUCAAGGAUAAGAUCCGCAAGGGCGAGAUGCCCAACGAGGCCGAGGGAUCCAUCCGCACCGCCCGCCCCAACACGCGGAGGUCGAGAACUGCCUCGACCCUGAGCAGCCUCCCGAGCCAACGAUCUCAGCGCUCUCACAUGUCGCAGCGGUCGGCCAGGAGCCGGAGCAACACCACCGGGUCCGAGUCCUCGGACACAAUCUACGAGCGGAGGAGGAAGAGGAGAAUGGCCAAGCAGAGGGCGGCGGACGCGGCUGCCGGCUCGGAGGCCGAUGACGAGACCGACGACGACGAGCACACCCACUCGCCGGAGCGACACGCCGUACAGAGGCCCAAGCUGCAGACCAUCGCCAGCUCGGACCUCUCGAGCAGAAAGUCGGAGGCCGGCGCGAACCUGCAC
This is a messenger RNA of Cryphonectria parasitica EP155, 1257 nucleotides long. RefSeq lists its product as uncharacterized. The record is from RefSeq and is a predicted model, not a curated record. The transcript has a single exon. Lineage: Eukaryota; Fungi; Ascomycota; Sordariomycetes; Diaporthales; Cryphonectriaceae. The annotation marks the transcript as partial.